AUGACGAUUUCCGAGCGAUUAAGCAAAGUUAAAGAAUUGCGAGCUUGCUUCAACUGUCUCCGCCGUGGGCACCGUCUCGUUGGUUGUCCCUCUAAGAAUACGUGUAGUAAAUGCAGAAAGCGACAUCAUACCCUACUACAUAUUGAAUCGACCGCUCCGUUUGAUGUAUCUAACACCACACUUCCGUCGACUAGCUCCGAGCAGUUUCAAGUCAAACCCAACCUAAGUUCCGAUGAGAAGCCUAAAUCAGGUUCUCCAGUUCAAACUCAGUCGAUUUCAUCGUCUUGUUCGGUGAACCCCAAGAAAGUUCCGCUGCCAAAUGUGUUAUUAUUAACAGCCGUUGUUAAUGUGAUGGAUAGAGAUGGUCGAUCAAUUCCCUGUCGAGCAUUCAUUGAUUGUGGUGCUCAGACAAAUCUUAUUUCAAGCGAAAUGUUUCGCAAGCUUGGAUUAGAUUGUGUAUCCGUAAAUGUUGAUAUUCUCGGUGUUAGUGGCGUUCGGUCUAAAGCGAACCGACUCGUCUCCGUUAUCAUGAGUUCCCAGUGUACCGAUUAUAAGACAACAUUGAAGUGCCUAGUCGUUCCUAGAAUCACAAGUCAGCUGCCAUGUAAGCCCGUCGACAUUAAGAAUUGGAAUAUUCCACCUGAGUUGCGCCUAGCCGAUCCUGGUUUCCAUUCACCUUCGGAGGUAGAUUUGUUGAUCGGAAUAACCCACUUUUUCGCAUUGAUGAAACCAGGUCAAUUUGUAAUUGAUGAAGGCUUACCAGUAUUCUGUGAAACAGAAUUAGGUUGGGUCGUUUCCGGUGAAGUGAACGACAAAUAUGAGUCCAUUGUGCAUGCUCGCUCGGUUAACACUGUAACAAUUGAAUCGUUAAGUGAAAUGAUGAAGCGAUUUUGGGAACUAGAAGAAGUAGAAGAAACGAAACCCAACGUAGAAGAACAAGAAUGCGAGGAGAUUUUCCGCAGAUCUCACCGCAGAGAUGAUUCUGGUCGCUUCAUAGUGGACCUUCCCUUCCGUGAAAAUGUGAACCUGUUAGACGACAAUCGUUCGUCAGCCCUUCGUCGUUUUUUAUUCCUCGAAAAACGACUUCAACGAAAUCCUGAAUUGCAUCAAUUAUAUUCCAAGUUUAUCGAAGAGUAUGAAUCUCUUGGCCAUUGCAAGGAAGUUCAGGAGAGGUUGGACCCUCCCGGUAAGUUGGUGUAUUACUUGCCUCAUCACGCUGUUUUACGUCCAACCAGUAGUAGCACAAAACUAAGAGUAGUUUUUGAUGCAUCCGCUAAGUCGAAUCCUUCUGUAAAAGCAUUGAAUGAAGUACUAUACGUCGGUCCCGUUGUACAAAAUGAUUUAUUGACUAUAUUGUUGCACUUUCGUCGUUUCCGAUUUGCAUUUACCGCUGACAUAGCGAAAAUGUAUAGACAAAUCCUCGUAAAUCCCAGCCAAACGUCUGCUCAACGCAUAUUUUGGCGGUCCCAUCCUAAUGAAGGCUUACGAGUCUUACAGUUACAGACAGUUACGUACGGCACAUCAUCAGCACCUUUCCUGGCUACUCGCUCACUAGUACAGUUGUGUGAAGAUGAAGGUUCGCAGUUUCCCCAUGCAUCGCGCAUCGUUCUCGAGGAUUGUUACGUCGAUGAUAUAAUAUCUGGUGCAGAUUCCAUUGAAGAGGCCAUCGAGUGCCAACAUCAACUCCGUUCUCUGUUGUCCAGAGGAUGUUUUCCGAUACACAAAUGGUGUGCGAACAACGAAGCAAUCUUUAAAGAUAUUCCAGACCAAGAGCGUGAAAAGCUAGUUCAUCUAAAUCAGAUUUCAGCCGACCAGGUUAUCAAAACUCUGCGUCUUAUAUGGAACCCAUCCUCCGAUAAGUUUUUGUUUACAAUUGAUCCUAUUGCUGAUGAUAACCCGGUAACGAAAAAACGCCUAUUUUCUAUAGUCGCAAAGUUAUUUGAUCCCUUGGGUUUCUUAUCACCCACGAUAGUGAUUGCGAAGCGGUUGAUGCAGAGAACGUGGGCCACUAAGCUUGAGUGGGAUUGUCCGCUUGGAGGAGAUCUUCUAGAGACGUGGUCUCAGUUUUCGCGUGCCCUGCAGAAGGUGAAUGAAGUUGAAAUACCUAGACCAGUUUUAGUUUCCGGAUCAAGAACUAUUGAGCUCCAUGGUUUUGCUGACGCAUGGGCACAUGCAUAUGGAGCUUGCUUGUACGUUCGCAGCAUUGAUUCUGAUGGGAAUAGUACCGUCCUAUUGCUAUGUGCAAAAUCGAAAAUUGCACCUUUGAAGGAAAUGACGAUUCCGCGCAAAGAGCUUUGCGCUGCUCAGCUCCCAAAAGACUUCGCCUGA
Messenger RNA from Sabethes cyaneus, 2328 nucleotides. RefSeq lists its product as uncharacterized. The coding region runs from base 1 to 2328 and encodes 775 amino acids. Gene Ontology annotation, molecular function: zinc ion binding; nucleic acid binding. NCBI's taxonomy places the organism in Eukaryota, Metazoa, Arthropoda, Insecta, Diptera, Culicidae. The record is from RefSeq and is a predicted model, not a curated record. The transcript has a single exon.